Messenger RNA from Dipodomys ordii (Ord's kangaroo rat), 2606 nucleotides. It is a transcript of the gene Pde4a, whose product is annotated as phosphodiesterase 4A, cAMP-specific. Lineage: Eukaryota; Metazoa; Chordata; Mammalia; Rodentia; Heteromyidae. Gene Ontology annotation, biological process: signal transduction. Gene Ontology annotation, cellular component: cytosol; perinuclear region of cytoplasm; nucleus. The record is from RefSeq and is a predicted model, not a curated record. The transcript has 14 exons. The coding region runs from base 167 to 2395 and encodes 742 amino acids. Gene Ontology annotation, molecular function: 3',5'-cyclic-AMP phosphodiesterase activity.
UGACCUCAGGUGUGAAGAACACACUUUUGCCCCUGGGGUGACCCCCAUCAGUUGUCUCUGACUUGGCUUCUUCCCUGCCUCGCAUCUUAGUUUUUGGGGGGACAGUGGGGUCCUGUGUGAUCCUACCUCCCUCCUCACCCCCAUUCUCUCCACCUCCCAGCUAACCAUGCAGCUCUCCCUGAGCCUCCCCUUCUCCCUCACCCCCUGCAGCUACGAGGGGGAGAAUGGGCCGACGCCGUCGCCGGGCCGCAGCCCCCUGGACUCGCAGGCGAGCCCGGGGCUCGUGCUGCACGCCGGGGUGGCCGCUGGCCAGCGCCGGGAGUCCUUCCUCUACCGCUCGGACAGCGACUACGACAUGUCCCCCAAAACCAUGUCCCGGAACUCCUCCGUCACCAGCGAGGCGCAUGCUGAGGACCUCAUCGUUACGCCGUUUGCCCAGGUGCUGGCCAGUCUCCGUAGCGUUCGAAGCAACUUCUCACUCCUAACCAAUGUACCCAUUCCCAACAAUAAGCGGUCCCCGCUGGGUGGUCCAACCCCUGUCUGCAAGGCCACGCUGUCAGAGGAGACAUGCCAGCAGCUGGCCCGGGAGACACUGGAGGAACUGGACUGGUGCCUGGAGCAACUGGAGACCAUGCAGACCUACCGCUCCGUCAGCGAGAUGGCUUCGCACAAGUUCAAAAGGAUGCUGAACCGGGAGCUCACACACCUGUCAGAGAUGAGCAGGUCGGGAAACCAAGUCUCAGAGUAUAUUUCCACAACCUUCCUGGACAAACAAAAUGAAGUUGAGAUCCCCUCCCCCACGAUGAAGGAGCAAGAGAACCAGGAAACACCCCCAAAGAAACCUUCCCAGCACCCCUUGCCCCCCGAACCUCAGUUCCAGCCCAUGUCCCAGAUCACGGGAGUGAAGAAGCUCACGUACAGCAGUGGCCUCAACACCAGCAUCCCACAGUUUGGGGUGAAGACGGACCAAGAGGAGCUCCUGGCCCAAGAGCUGGAGAAUUUGAGCAAAUGGGGUCUGAACAUCUUCUGUGUGUCAGAUUAUGCCGGAGGCCGCUCACUCAGCUGUAUCAUGUACACCAUCUUCCAGGAGCGGGACCUGCUGAAGAAAUUCCGCAUCCCCGUGGACACCAUGGUGACGUACAUGCUGACGUUAGAAGAUCACUACCAUGCUGACGUGGCCUACCACAACAGCCUACACGCAGCCGAUGUGCUGCAGUCCACACACGUGCUGCUGGCCACGCCCGCGCUCGAUGCGGUGUUCACAGACCUGGAAAUUCUGGCCGCCCUCUUUGCAGCUGCCAUCCAUGAUGUGGACCACCCUGGAGUCUCCAACCAGUUCCUCAUCAACACCAAUUCGGAGCUGGCGCUCAUGUACAACGAUGAGUCGGUGCUGGAGAAUCACCACCUGGCCGUGGGCUUCAAGCUGCUGCAGGAGGAGAACUGUGACAUCUUCCAGAACCUCAGCAAGCGCCAGCGACAGAGCCUGCGCAAGAUGGUCAUCGACAUGGUGCUGGCCACGGACAUGUCCAAGCACAUGACACUCCUGGCGGACCUGAAGACCAUGGUAGAGACCAAGAAAGUUACCAGCUCUGGAGUUCUCCUACUGGACAACUACUCCGACCGUAUCCAGGUCCUUCGGAAUAUGGUCCACUGUGCAGACCUGAGCAACCCUACGAAGCCCUUGGAGCUGUAUCGCCAGUGGACUGAUCGCAUCAUGGCUGAGUUCUUCCAGCAAGGGGACCGGGAACGGGAGCGUGGGAUGGAGAUCAGCCCCAUGUGUGACAAGCACACAGCGUCUGUGGAGAAGUCUCAGGUGGGCUUCAUCGACUACAUCGUGCACCCGUUGUGGGAGACGUGGGCGGACCUCGUGCACCCCGAUGCCCAGGAGAUCCUGGACACCCUGGAGGACAACCGGGACUGGUACUACAGCGCCAUCCGGCAGAGCCCGUCGCCGCCCCCGGAGGAGGACGAGGAGUUUCCUGGGGGCCCCGGACACCCCGCCGCCCCCGAGAAGUUCCAGUUUGAGCUGACGUUGGAGGAGGAGGAGGAGGACGAGACACCCCUGGGGACCCAGGACGCCCCGGAAGCGGACGGCGGGAGCGUGACCCCCGGACCGACCUGCGGUGGGCGUGCAGCCCACGACGGAUCCGAAGCCGCGGGCCCCACCAGCCCCCCAACUUUGAGGACCCCACCCGCUCUGCAGGAGGCCCCGGGCCUCGCGGGCCUCCCCUCCACGGCGGCCGAGGUGGGGGCCCCAAAAGACGAUCGGGCUGCCAAGAGGGCCUGCGGGGCCUGCUCCCCCUCCUCCCCCUCCUCCUCCUCCUGCUGCUCCUCGGGGACCCCGGAGGACACCCCGGCCCUCCCCCCAGCCCCAAGUGGAUGGGACCCCACCUGAGCCCCUGCAGCCCCGGGGCGCCCCGAGUCUCCCGCACCCCCACCACCGCCCCGCUCCUCCUCCUCCUCCUCCUCUUCCUCCUCCACCCCAAAGACUCAUCGCCCUCCUGAGAAAAAAAGAAAGCAGAAAAGUGGGGGGGGCUUUUGCUUUUCUUUGCUUCCCCCCCCCGAGGCCGUGGCCACUGGGGGGGCCUUUGGAUGGAGGGGGGGUC